Messenger RNA from Struthio camelus australis, 1351 nucleotides. The record is from RefSeq and is a predicted model, not a curated record. Lineage: Eukaryota; Metazoa; Chordata; Aves; Struthioniformes; Struthionidae.
AUGGCCGCGCGAGGCACCUCCAGCACAAGACACAGGUACCUCAUGGAAUUUCUGGAGAUCGGAGGCCUCAUCCACAAUGCCACGAUAAAGACGGUGAACGUGGAGCGCUGCUCCGUGUCCGUGGAGUGGUCCGAGGGUGGCGCCGUCAAGGGCAAGGAGAUUGAGAUUGACGAUGUGAUCACAAUAAAUCCUGAGUUAGCAGAAGAAAUACCUGCUGCAGAUGUGAAAGAAAACCUUCCCCUGCAAGAGAAUAUAACUGUACAGAAACAGAAACGUAGAACAACCCUUUCAAAAAUUCCUGCUCCGCGUGAAGGUGAGAAAAUAUUCUUUCCUCUGCUAUAACCACGUGAAAUAGAGGUGGUCUUCAGUUUUAGCCAUAGUGUUGUAGCUUAAUAUGUCUUCAGGCUGCUUGGUUGGGCACCCUAAUGAGUGAGCAUUCUGACCAUACUGGUUCAUAUAAACACUUCGGACUCCUGAGUGCAGACCCUUGCCAGCAGAUUGCUGUCUUGUUCCUGUGAGCUAGGGUUUGUUGAUGUGUUGCCCUUUGCUACAGCAUUGCUGUAGUUCUUUGUUUGACACUGUUCUAAAUGUCACUAGGCAGUUUCUGUUGCAAUGAGUUGUAAAAUUUCAUGUGGAGUUUGGCUAAUGCCGCAAACAACAAAAGGUAAGUGACAGUAAGAUUAAAAAGAAGUGUCAAAAUGAGAGUGGAAAGGGCAAAAAGAAAUAGCCAUGACAAAUGAUUGUCUCCUCUUCAAACAGUCCUUCUAGUCAAUAACUAGAGCUUUAUUUCUGGAGGCACUUCAGACUAGGCAGCCAAAGUGCUAGCUGGUGUGCUGUAGCUCACUGAUUGUCUGACAGGAAAAUAGUUUGAGCAAAGCCAGCACAGAAGGCAGAGACAUCUGAAAGCGUGGGAUUGCUGAGGAAUUGCUUUCCUUGAGGUGUCAGGAGUUAGAAAACGCCCAUCUUCUGUCUUCUGUUAGCUUUUUAGUUGACUCUCUUGGCUUUUUGAGAGUUGAAAGUAGCAGCAUUACAGAUCUAUUUGUAAUACAGUUGAGUGACGCUGACGUUUAGCGGUUGCAGAUAUGAUUCUCUUACAGUGUAUCGCUUGCCAGAACCUGUUCUUUUCCAUACAAUUGAUCUGUAACUGCUGGUUUUGUCUGACCCUUCUUGUAUGUGAUGUAUCUGAGAGACAGGAGUAGUUUGAGAAACUUGAUCUGUCAAACAUAAUUCUAUACUAAAUCAUCUUGAUCUUCCUCAGAUCCAGAAAAUUCUCUAUAAACUUUGUGAACUGGCUAGAAAAGUGGUGUGGUAAAGUAGUGACUAUCUGUGGACAGGUCAGUUGAUGGAACUG